AUGAACUGUGGGAUUUCCGCAAUAUGUGCCAAGCUUCUGCUGCAAGAUGUCAAAGGCAAAGCGAUGAAUGCGUGGCUGUUGCUAGCUCUUCUCGGAGUCUGGUAAGUUUGCAUUGGACUAGCGGGGAUAUGAAUGACCGAGGAGCUUUCGGUGGUUCUGAAUUAAGGCAGUAGGCGACAAGACGUCCCUCUAUGGUACUAAAUUAGGGUGAAAGGGGUUCACAAUCAUACUGAAGUGAAUGUGAUUAGGUGCUACCCGUAGCAUUGUGCCAGAGGAUUCGUGCGCGGUUGUCAAUAUUGUCCAGACACAAUCUAUAACAUUUCUUGCAAUAUUGUUCUUUUAGACGCGUAUAACUGCAAAACCUAGUGUAGCCUAAUUUGUUUAGUGUAAAGAAUGCCAAGUGUAAUAGCCUACCCUUGACUAUAGCCUGUAGGGUAUAUACUAUUCCGUUAUUUCAGCAGGCAAUGUCAAUUAAAAUCAGAGGGACAACCUUGAGCAAAACCAAGGCUACUGCAGAUGAUCGUUUUCAUAAAAAAAAAACGCGCAAUAUUCGUUCAGAAAUAUUUUACAACCAGCAAACAUUAGGUAUUCUAAGCCUCAGCAUCAGAAUCCCCACCUCCUGCCAACACUUCAAAUAGAAAAUAUGAUUAUUAAGCUUAGCUUAUAAAAGGUUAGAUACUGUGUAUUUUGCUUAAUAUGUUUCAUGUUGGCUAUAUUCUUGCCUAUAGAGCAGAUUUCACAUAGGCCUAUGCGGCAAAAAGGACCAAGUCUUCAUGGCAAUAUCAGCUGUCACUUCAAGAGCAAGAUACAUAAUUUAUGAGUUUGAUCCUUAAAUUGAAUUGACUAAUACCACAAAUUGACCAAUAUAUCUCUGUGGGCCAUAAACUAAUUACAAAAUCAAGGUAAAAGCACACAGUGUUCAUAAAGGUUAGCUGUGAAGAUAGAAUGAAUGAAUGAAUGAAUGAAUGUAAUGGGCUAUUAGGCUAUGUCACUACAGUUGGCUCUGUUCCUUGUAUUGAUAACAACCAUGAUCCUUCAGACAUCUUUUUGUCAUAAACUCAUCUGUCACCUUGUAGUAGAUUGGUUCUGCCCCUACAAUAUAGUUUGCAUCAGAAUUGCAUGGUAUUGAUCAGCACAGUAUAUUAGUCCUUCAUGCUUUCUGAGGGUUGGGGUUUUCCGUGGUGUCCAAUAGUAGUGAGCUAUAUUGACUCAAUUCACUCACUGUUUUCCAAUACAAAGACCACCGAUUUACUGAUCCCUUGGCUUCCCAUGAGCAUCCAGCCCUGUUUUCAUAAUCUGUUCUGGCAGCCAGCUGGAGGGGUAGUACCAAGUGCUGGUCUAGGGUCAGUUCUGGGUGUUACAGGUCCGUUAAGUUGGCUCCAAUCAAUAGAUCAAUCAAUAGGCCUGUAGCAGUUGUCACCAACCCUGGUCCUGUUUCAGGCCAGCAGCACAAUUCAACUGGUGAAGUAUUAGAUGAGCAUUUGAAUAGUUGAAGGUGUGUUAGUGCUGGGCUAAUAAAGGUCUACACAACCAGUAACCCAGGACCACUGGAGUAGAGUAAGCUGAUCCCAGAUCUGUGUUUUGGUUAUGACACUAAAAUAGUGUCUUGGGGACCGAUUCUUGAUCACCACAACAUUCUUGCAGCCCUCAACAAUAUAUUUGUGAGCUGACCAAAAAUGAUGUGGUACAAAUCCAUAAAAAAUUCAAAGUCAUUAUUUGACAGAUUUAUAUGAUGUAUUAUAUGAUAGGAUUUAUUGAGAGUUGGCUCAAGUCGCCUUUUCAAACUCUCAGCCACCUCUUACCAUCUAAAAGGGUCUACUUACUUCUAAUGGACAAUCAGUGAAGUAGGGUUAUGGACAUUUAGUACCUUUAGGUUGUUUAACAUUGCGGGGUAUGGAUACUCAGUGUUAUUGGGAUUGUGAAACAUUGAUGUAGAGAUUACAGAUCCAGUGGCACUGGACAAGUGGGUCUGGCCAUAUCGAUUCUGUUUAAAGGCAGUUGUGCACUAGCAUCUGGGAGGGACUGCUGAAUGGCCUGGGCGAGGUGCCAAGUCCUCAAGUCUCUUAACGGUAUUGGAUACAUGUUCAUUAACGCGAAACAACAGCAGCCGGGCUUGGCAUUACCGGAGCACUCGCUCAUGUGUGACCGCCAGAUACAGUGGCGCAGUUACAGGGUGGAUGGAAAGGGAUGUACAAUUCCCAGAUCUACCUCUAUAGCUUCUCCCUGAAUCAAACCCAAGACUCUACUGUCUGCUCCAAAGUGUGCUCUUUGGCCUUAAUUGAUCAAAUAAAUCAUUUUUAGAGAAGCCGUACAUCUGGACAGACUGACACCUUUUCCCCUGUAACGUGCCUUAAUGACACUGGUCAGAAUGCCAGUAAGUGUGUGUCAUGUAAACCCUCAACCUUCAGCUCCACUCCACCCCAGAUUCCUGUCCAGCUCUUCUGCCAAAACACCUGGCUUAAUGGAUUGCUGUGAAGUCAUUCCAGUGUUCCAUCUGCAGAGCCAAACUCUCUCUCUCUCUCUCUCUCUCUCUCUCUCUCUCUCUCUCUCUCUCUCUCUCUCUCUCUCUCUCUCUCUCUCUCUCUCUCUCUCUCUCUCUCUCUCUCUCUCUCUCUCUCCCUCCCUCCCUCCCUCACUCUCAAUCAUGUUCUCUCUCUCCUCUCUUCGCAGUGUGGCGUCAUUUGGGCCCAGUACAAAGGAGGAUGAGGACUAUGAAGACGUCCCCAUAAAUAAGACCUGGGUUUUAUCGCCCAAGGUCUAUGAGAGCGAUGUCACCUUGAUCUUAAAUAGAUUGCUGCAGGGCUAUGACAACAAACUCCGACCUGACAUUGGAGGCAAGUCCCAUUGGGCACACACUGAUUGAAUCAACGUAUUUUCAAUGUCCUUUCAUUGAAAUUACGUUGAACCAACGUGGAAUAGACAUUGAAUUGACAUCUGUACCAAGUGGGGUAGUUCCACAGCAGCCAGUGGGAAUCUGAUUUAUGUUUUUAAAAUUUUAGUUCGCCAUUAAUUAUGUAAGCUUGUGAUAGAUCAUCAUUAACUUACUAAGCAUUGUUUAGCGCUUACCAGUCAUUUUCAGAGUGUAUAUAAUUGUAGAAUAAAUUGUGUCUGCAUGCAUAUCUCAAAAUCAGGACUCGUCCCAUUGCCAGUUUAUUACCCUUUUCUUAAAAUAUCCCUCCAAGGCAAUGGCGUAACUGUGCUGUGUGCAGGCCAAUGUGAAGUUAUUUUUAAGCAGAUUGAUUACACACGGUGGCUAGAAUGCAACUGAGCCAAAUCAUGAUUGAUCGCAAGGCACUGGGUCAUUGUUAGAAGUUCAGUUCAUUCGUUUGUUGUGUACACUGACAGGGAGGAUACAAUUGUUUUUGUGAAAAAAUAGUAGCCUAAAGCAUAGUAGCCUAAAGUUGUUUGGUUAGUUUGAGAUUGUGGACUGUAUAGCCUACUGUGUAUAGUAGCAUGGAAGCAGUAAGAAUGUGGUUCUUUCUUUGACCUCAUACAUACUUGCAUUAUUUGAGAGCCCCUGGUAGGCUAUACUGUAGAGAUAGGUUACGUUCAUAAAGGUGAAAGGUGUUUUGUUUUUUGUUUCAGUAAGGCCCACCGUGAUUGAGACAGCGGUAUAUGUCAACAGCAUCGGACCAGUCGAUCCUAUUAACAUGGUGAGUCUGGUGGCCUGGGGUGGUCUAGCCUUCUAAGCUGCUGCCUCUGGAGCAUAUGUAUGAUGUACAGCUGUUAGCAUGGGUUCGAAUCCGGCACACUUUCAGCAGUCACUGUCGUACCUUUCACCUCUAUCUCUCUUUAUCCAAUAAACAUACAAAAUACACAAAAAAACAUGGUAAGUCCUGUCUUGUCAUGUACUGCAUCAAUGCUCUUCGUUGAAACAGAAUGAAUACAGGAGAGCAACAAUCUAAUACAUUGCCCAACACAUAAUCAUGGCAGCGGCACAAUACAUUGGCGUAAAAUAACUGUUUCAUGGCAGAGUUAACCUAUGUGUCCAUCUUGUUUCAGGAGUACACCAUAGACAUCUUCUUUGCCCAGACGUGGUAUGACAGUCGCCUUAAGUUCAACAGCUCCAUGAAAGUCCUGAUGCUCAACAGUAACAUGGUGGGAAAGAUCUGGAUUCCUGACACCUUUUUCCGAAAUUCUAGAAAGUCUGACGCCCACUGGAUCACCACUCCGAACCGUCUGCUACGACUGUGGAACAACGGGAGAGUGAUGUACACACUGAGGUAGGAGGAUGACGGCUGCCAUUCUUUGUUUUUCGAGGACUCUGUGUUUAGUACUCGUGGUAUGUGCAGCUCUAGUUUGUGCAUCUGUACUUUUGUCUUGUAGCCCUCUUUUAGGCACCCGCUAUUUGUCGAAGCAUGAUCUUGAAGCCAUUGUUAUUUUUCCCUAGCAUUUGUUUAAAUAAAAGAGAGGGAAAUACUUUGUUUGUAAUUGUUACGAUCCAGCCUAUUUGGGGAAAAAAACACAUUACAAAAUCAAUGUAACACAUCAUUAACUUUUCUCUGUCACAAUUCUGUUUUUGUCAGGUUGACUAUUAAUGCGGAAUGCUACCUUAAGCUGCAUAACUUUCCUAUGGACGAGCACUCGUGUCCGCUGGAGUUUUCGAGCUGUAGGUGUUUAAACACUCUCCCCGUCAUUUCGACUUCAGCUUCAGUAGCUAGCCCAGAGAGGGUGUCAGAGCGGGCCAGCAUUAGGAGCUGAGCCCCAGCCCCCCACAAGCCCAUCUGCUUGAGGCUGUCCCUUCAGCCUGUAUGAUCUAUCAUCUGCUCCACCGGGGAAGAAAGGAGGUCACAAAGUACCAUUCUCUGACAGACUAAUGAAUUAUGCAGUGCCCCCAAACUGAUUCAUGCUCUGUCUGUGUCAUUCUCCAUCCGUCCUGCAUUGUGCUUCAGCUUCUCAUGUCUCGUUGUCAUGAUCUUAACCCCCACACACCCUGUUGAGCGCUACAGUGUAAACUGGAAGGGCAUCCCAUGGUUAGAGGAAGGAUGUGUUCCAUCUUGAAUGCUCCCGUGCUUGGCCAUAUAGUAUGCACCUGUGGUGUACUGAGAUUCACUGUUGUGUUCUGGAUUAUGGCUUCUACAAGGCUGGACAAUGAGAGGUUCCUAAUGUUACAUGUGUGUGUUUGUGUGUGUUCAACCGUACACCCCUCUAGAUGGCUAUCCAAAAAAUGAGAUUCUGUACCGUUGGCAAAAGCGUUCUGUGGAAGUGGCCGACCAAAGGUACUGGAGACUCUACCAGUUUGCGUUCGUCGGUUUACGAAACACAUCAGACGUGGCGCAUACACAGUCAGGUAAGGGAUGACAUGCAUCCUUUUAGAAAAUGCAUUCUUAGCUCUGGUGUGGCUUUUAAGUUUUACGAAAUGAUGCUAAACAUUUUAACUUCUUUUAUAUGCUGGUAUGUUUCUCUUUUGAAUGUCUAGGUGAAUAUGUCAUCUUGACAAUAUUUUUUGACCUGAGUCGGCGAAUGGGCUACUUCACUAUUCAGACGUACAUCCCCUGCAGCAUGAUCGUGGUGCUGUCAUGGGUCUCUUUUUGGAUCAACAAAGAUGCUGUCCCUGCCAGGACCUCCUUGGGUAUCUCUCGUUUCUUACAGCCCUUUGUAAAGGACUAAAUAUCAUAUUUUCUAAUGGCUAGUGUCAGUUACGUGAACACACAAAAUCAGCUCAACCAGCUAAACCAUUAAACUGGCUUUGUGACUUCCUGUGCAGGAAUCACCACGGUGCUUACCAUGACAACGCUGAGCACCAUCUCCAGGAAGUCACUUCCCAAGGUGUCCUAUGUGACGGCCAUGGACCUGUUUGUGUCUGUUUGCUUCAUCUUCACGUUUGCUGCUCUGAUGGAGUAUGGGACUCUACACUACUUCACCAGCAACAGGCAGAGCAAGAAGGAUACGGACAAAAAUGCACCACAGGUAGAGACACCACUGUUCCCAGUAGCUUCUGCUAUUUAAUUUGAAGAUUCUUUUUAUGGGAAUAUAUUAUUUGUACAGUUUUAAAAUCAAGGCAAGUAAUCAAAUCACAGCAAUGUAAAUAGGAGAUUUCAAUGAGCUGUGUGAACACGCACAUACAAUUUUUUAGUAAUUAACUACAAAAUAGUGUAUAACAGCAUAUAACCUUGACAAUGAGUCAAUCUGCAUACAUCAACUACACAAAUGGAGGAAGAAAGGAAGCUGCAGUAGCUACAUUAACAUCAUGAACUUUAACAUUGCCAUUUCCAAGGUCAAAUUCGUCAUUCAUUAGUAACGAUGCUGCCUAUAACUCAAGGCAUUAUUUUGUUUGCCUUAGCCAAGGGAUUGAGAUAGAUUUCUUUAGUCUGUAAUCAUAUUUAGCCGGGUUUCAAAGACUUUGUGAAGCAUAGAUUUCUGUGGGAGAGUAAACACACUCGGCAGAGGAGUGGGAAUACAGAGAGGGCAUAAGUCAUCGCUGUAAACGGUCACGAAUCCUUCCAACUGGGACUGAGAUGCAGUGAUAUUGAGCAGAGAAAAUGAAAUCCCUGUAAGCGCCAUACAAAUGGCAAGGUCUUAUAGUACAAAAAGCAAACGGCAUGAAAUGCAGUGAAAAAGGCCAAUGCCAAUUUCCUGCUUAGGAGAAACUGUAUGCCUUUUUAUUGACUAAAUAUGGCUGAACCACUCUGCUCUUCCUAGCAUAUUCCCACAGCCACCGUGAUGAAUUUGAAUGUGAUAUAUUGCAUUUAUAAUAUACAUCUAUGAUCUUCAGCUCUCAUUCACCAUGAAUGGCAUCCAUUAUGUGAGAGAACGUUCACCACACAAAUGUUGUAAGCUAUAUAAAACGUAAAGUGAAUGGUAAAUAAAAAUCCUAUCUUGAAGCGUAUUCCCAGAAAGAAAUGAAUAACUCAACCACAAUUGUAAUAUUUACCUACAGAAAUCCAGCAGCAUGGUGAACAUUAGGCCAGGGACGUCACUGCUCCAGAUGAAUAACAUUGCCCCCUACCAAGACGAGGACGAUUAUGCCUAUGAGUGUCUGGAUGGGAAGGACUGCACCAGCUUCUUCUGCUGCUUCGACGACUGUCGCUCCGGAGCAUGGCGUGAAAAUCGGAUGCAUGUCCGAGUCUCAAAGAUCGAUUCCUACUCACGAAUAUUCUUCCCCACCGCCUUUGGCCUUUUCAACCUGGUCUACUGGAUCGGGUAUCUGUACUUAUAA
This is a messenger RNA of Coregonus sp. 'balchen', 7159 nucleotides long. The record is from the annotation of a GenBank genome assembly. Lineage: Eukaryota; Metazoa; Chordata; Actinopteri; Salmoniformes; Salmonidae.